Falco peregrinus (peregrine falcon) is the source of this 4216-nucleotide messenger RNA. It is a transcript of the gene RAVER2, whose product is annotated as ribonucleoprotein, PTB binding 2. The record is from RefSeq and is a predicted model, not a curated record. NCBI's taxonomy places the organism in Eukaryota, Metazoa, Chordata, Aves, Falconiformes, Falconidae. Bases 56 to 2422 code for a protein of 788 amino acids. Gene Ontology annotation, molecular function: mRNA binding. Gene Ontology annotation, cellular component: cytosol; ribonucleoprotein complex. The transcript is spliced from 12 exons.
GGGUGAGGGGAGAGGGCCGCUGCCCAGGCCUUGGCCUCUGUGAGGCGCCUCUGCCAUGAUGGCUCCUGGGGUCGCUUCCCUCAUAACGCAGCCCAGGCUCUCCUCGAGAGCGCGCAGUCCUUCCGCAGGCGCGUUACCGCGGCCCCGCUGCUCCCGCGCAUCCCCACGCGCCCCGAGGAGGCGGCGGGCCGGGGGCGGGAAGGGCAGCGCCGAGCUCCGCCCCCGCCCCGCCCUUCUCUCCUCAGAGUGGGCUGCGGCCCCUCCCCGCGGGCUGCCCCCCGCCGGGCUCGUCAGCGUGGGCUGCGCGGGUCCCGGCUGCCCCAGCAGGGCCGGGGAGCGGGGGGCGGGCCGGGGGCGGGGAGCGGGCGGCGGGGCCUGGCGUGGUUCUCGGCGCCCCGCCGGCGGGCCGGGCCGUGCCCCGCGGCUCCCCCCGCUCGCCCGGGCGCUCUGCAAGAUGGCGGCAGCAGCCGAGCGCGGUGCGGAGCUGCCCGCGGAGUCGUCGCGGGGGGUUCGGCCGCCGCCGCUGGGCCCCGAGGAGGUGGCGAGGCGCCUGGCGAGCACCCGCCGGGAGCUGGGCAACAGGCGUAAGAUCCUGCUGAGGAACCUGCCGGCCGAGAGCAGCAGCCAGGAAAUCCAUGACUUAUUUAAAGAUUAUGAAAUCAAGUACUGUUAUGUGGACAGAAAUAAAAGAACAGCGUUCGUUACUCUGUUAAAUGGAGAGCAAGCUCAAAAUGCAAUUCAGAAAUUUCACCAGUAUUCUCUCCGGGGAAAAGAAAUAUCCGUGCAGCUGCAACCAACAGAUGCUUUGCUGUGCAUUACUAAUUUGCCCAUUUCAUUUACGUUGGAAGAGUUUGAAGAACUUGUUCGUGCGUAUGGGAAUGUCGAGAGGUGUUUUCUGGUCUAUAACGAAGUUACUGGCCAUUCAAAGGGUUAUGGCUUUGUGGAAUAUAUGAAGAAGGACUCUGCUGCAAAGGCAAGACUGGAACUUCUGGGGAAACAGUUAGAUGAGAGCACUCUCUUUGCACAGUGGAUGGAUGUGAACCUGCUGACCACAAAUCUUAUUCACUCUAAGUGCCUUUGUGUAGAUAAAUUUCAAAAAGACUAUGCUGAUUCAAAAGAACUGAUCCAAGCUUUCUCACUGAAGUAUAAACCUGUGUUCUGUCAGUUUGCUCAGGAUGAAGACAGUUGCAUUGGUGACUUUGCUGUGGUUGAGUAUGAAACUGCAGAGCAGGCUGAGAAAGUACAUGAAGUCACUGAUGGCAUGACUAUCAAAGGAAAGAGAAUCCAGGUGUCAUACUGUGCUCCAGGAGCACCAGGCAGAAGCACGUUAGCAGCACUUAUAGCAGCACAAAGGAUGAUGAGGAACAACAGAAAAGGCUUGCUUCCAGAGCCGAAUCCAGUGCAGAUUAUGAAAAGUUUUAACAAUCCAGCAAUGUUGCAAAUGCUACUGCAACCCCAGUUGCGUGGACAUGCUGUUAAACCUGCAGUUCUUGGAGCAUCAGCAGGUUUACCUCACCUUAUAAAUUCCGCAGUUGGCCCACCUUUUUUGCAGUUGAAUAAAGUUCAUCAGAGUUCAAUUCUGGGGAGUACAUCUAACUUACUGCUGCAGAGCCCGGCUCACCUACCAUUGCCACAGCAGCAGCUGAUGAAGAUUGAAAACAUUAAGGCUAAUAGUAAACCAGGUUUGCUGGGAGAACCUCCAACAAUGCUGCUUCAGACAGUACUGGGAAUAGGGGUAAUGCCAUCAGUGAGCUCAGGCAUGGGAGCCCGUGGAGAAACUCUUAAGUCAGCAGCAGCAGCAGGGAUGGGCAUGCUGCCAUUCUUUCCGAAUCAGCACAUUGUUGGACAAGCUAUACCAGGGCAAAAUAAUGCUCCAGAUAAACAACCGCCUACCGAAGCGGUUGUCUCGGGUUCGCAGCCUUAUCAUCAGACCUUAACAAAUCUUUCUGUGGGAGCUUUGCGGACUGGACAUGCCAAACAACAGAAUCAACUAAAAAGUACUGAUACAAGUUUGGGGACUCCCUUGAAAAAACAGACUUCGCUGCUAGGAGAACCACCAAAAGAAAUACGUCUUAGUACCAACCCCUACUUGAACUUGGCGAGUGUGUUGCCUGGUAUAUGUCUUCCAGCAAUUGCCAGCAAAGCCUCUAGUCCACCGCAGCAGACUGGACUUUCGAACAACGUCAUGGACGCUGCUGUGUCUCAGGGAACUACAUCACAACAUGCAAUGGAAAGUUAUUUUAAUUACUCUCAACAGCAUGGGGAAUAUGCACAGGUGGCUCCAAUGAGAAGCGAGAAGCGAGGCUCGUCGUACCUUAUGUCCUCCCCAGAACCUGGCCCCUUGGAGUACCUUGGCCAGCAGACUCAGGGCUCCGCAGUACGUUAUGCAGAAUCCUCUCUAAAAAAAAAGCGCGUUUAUUGAGACCUAAAUAAUGACUCCUGCCUCGGGGUGUGAAGGCAGGCUUUUCGUACCUCUGCUAUUUAUUGCUGCCUUAACUUCAGACAAAUAAUUCUUCUUUCCAGGGGGGUUAUAAGUAUCCCAAGAGGAACAACCUCUGUAAUGGGCAAAUUUGCCAAGGAAAUGGUACAUAUUGCUACGAGUGUUUCCUUUGUUGUCUGCCGCUGCAAGGAACAGUGAGCUGAGGCUGACAAAGCAAAGUAAUGUGGCAUGUUUCAGGUAGCUUACCAGCUGAAAGCAAUAAAAAUACUGAGGAGGGAAUGCUGAUCCUUGCCCUAGUCCUCAGACUGAGGAAGUUAAAAGAUGAAAUCUUGAUAGUAAUUUUUUUCAUAUUUUUUUAACUCAGAUUAUGGGUUUUUCAAUCUUACUUUUUCCAGGAUUAAAAGUUCUGCAUUUACAAGCCUUUAAAUUUUUAGUAUUUCCUCUUAAUCCUGGAAUGGAGAUACACCAAAUGUAUUACCAGAGCCUCUGUGAUGUUUUCAAUAAAUGUCUGUUAAAAGUAAGAUGCUAUAUUGUGUGCUGCCUUGCAACACUCAAUUCGCUUCAGAUCAGUGAUACUUUGACAAUGAAGUAACCUUUAUCUGCUUUUAGGCCAAGAAUCCACGGCUUUUCCUUGGAAUAAGUAACUUACAGUUUGUGAAUGCCUCUGUGUAACACAGUGUACGUGGCAAAGUGCCGUCCUCCUUCCAACAGGCACGCGUGUCAGUGUGGCCGGCUGCUGGCAGCAUGCUCGGGUGGCGGAGCAGUAUAAAGGUAACAAAGUGGAAGAAAUCAAUGGCCUGUUCUGCUUUUUCUGACUCCUCCUGGAUCUGGAUGAUUCAGUUGGAGCAGAAGCAAUACUGACAUGCUCCUCGGUGAUGGCUUUAAUCCUUCCUUCCUGCUCUUGACUGUAUUUUCUUCUUUUUUAAGCAUCUUAACUGUAGCAAUGUGCUGCACUCCAAAGCCUGCUAGAGCAGAGCAUCCUCGUUCUGGUUUUCACUCUUUCUUACAUAUUACCUUUUGCAUGAAGUAGUUCUCACUAGAAGGAAACACUGUUUACUCACUCACCUGUGCCAGGUGUACGGUGUGGGCUCCCUCCUCCCCUGAGACUGUGAGCUGUGGCAGCCUGCCUGCCCCUGUGCAUCGUCUGGCCCCAAUUAUUUCCCAGCUUGAUUGUGUUUUGAUAUGGUUUUGGUUUUUUUAAAGACUUGGUAUUUUCAGCUGAUUCAUUAAGCCGCUCUGGCUCAAGCCUUUCUUUUCUGCUAUUAAUCCUUGUAGCAGAAGACUUAGAAAUCGUUCCUUUUGAAGUCAGUGCUUGUGACAGACAGAUUAGGAGCCAGCCCUCUGUGACAGGCAGCAGGGUUUGCUGCCUCGGACUGAGUGCACUGAGGCUGGAACACAGGUCCUUCUGGCUUCACCUUGCUAGAUAAUACUGGAGCCAUUUUUCAGUACUGUUUAAAAAAAAAAAAAAAAAAAAAAGUCUUAAACUCUGCCUUUCAAGCUCUGUGAUGUGACCAGGAUAUGUAUUUUCAAAGCUUAAAAAACCAAACACAAUCCAAGCGGCUCUUCCUCAGCUGCUGUGCUGUAGAGCUAGGGCGCUGUGCCCACAGGCAUAACGGCUUAAGACAGCCAAAUAGCAAACGCAGGUUACCAGAGCUCCUCUGGGACUCUACGUGUAUGUAUUGAUAAGUUCUCUUGUAAUAUUUUGUUCAAACUGUUUGUAUAUGCAACUUUCUCAACUUGUUAUGCUUUUCAAUGAAAAUAAAUUGUUGGUACGCA